Aspergillus calidoustus is the source of this 1684-nucleotide messenger RNA. Lineage: Eukaryota; Fungi; Ascomycota; Eurotiomycetes; Eurotiales; Aspergillaceae. The record is from the annotation of a GenBank genome assembly.
AUGCGACCAAGUGCGACAUUUAUCAUCGACCUCCAAUACCCACAACACUCCCCCAACCCCAACCCGAGACAGCAGCACCGCAACAUUGCCAUGUCCCCACUCCUCCUCCUCCUCGCCCUCGCGGCCCUUUCCCUCCUCGCCCACGCAACCUACCUGGUAAUCUACCGCCUCUUCUUCCACCCGCUCCGCCACUUCCCCGGCCCCAAGCUCGCCGCCGCAACCUUCUGGUACGAAGUCUAUCACGACUGGUUCCGCGGCCCCUACCCAGGAUCCAGCUGGAACGUCGACGCCCUGCACAAGCGGUACGGGCCCAUUAUCCGCAAGACGCCCGAUGAGCUCUCGAUCCAGGACCCCGAUUACCUCGAUACCUUCUUCGCUGCGGGGAGGAGGGACCGGUGGAGUGGGCAGGGCAAGGAGGCGACGGGGUCCGUGCAGAGCACGCUGCUCGCAGCGGACCACAAGCGGCGGCGCGGCGCGCUCACGCGCUUCUUCUCCAAGCGGAGCCUGACGCGCCUCGAGCCCGAGAUCGUCUCCAAGGUCCAGCAGCUGUCGGCGCGCGUCGACGAGUCGUUCCUGCGCACGCGCGACAUCCUCGACGCCGGCGUCGCCUUUGGCGCCCUCACCCUCGACACCAUCACCGAGUACUGCUUCGACCAGAGCUUCGGCUGCCUGGCCAAACCUGACCUGGGCCCCGAGUGGCGGAGGACGUUCUGGGAUAUGCUCGAGAGCAUCCCCUUCCUCCGCAACUGGACCUUCUUUGCGGAGAUGUUCUUCUGGGUCCCGCAGAUCGUCGUGCGGUAUACGAAUCCCGGUAUGGAGCAGUUCUUCAUCAUGCAGAGGGCGAACCGCGCCAAGGUCGCGCAGGUUACGAGGGAGUGGGAGGCCGAUCAGGUUAUCAAGGCUGCCGGUGGGGAUCCGGGGAAGAAAAGGGGGAGCAAGAGGACGAUUUUUUAUGAUAUGCUUGAUAGUGCGGUGCUUCUGCCACGGGAUAAGACGCCGAAGCGCAUGGCGGAGGAGGCGUUUGGGAUGGUUGUUGCGGGGGGGUAUACGACGGGGAAGGCGAUGGCGAAUCUGAUGUAUCAUCUGCAUGCGAACCCGGAGUGGUUGGAGAGGGUGCAUGUCGAGUUGGAUUCUGUGAUGAAGGGGCCCGAUGACCCCGUUACGCUCGCGGAGCUCCAGGCCCUGCCUGUGUUGACGGCUUGCGUCAAGGAGAACCUGCGCAUCAGCUGUAUCAUCGCGGAUAGCAUCAUGCUGGUUGAGCCGAACGAGCCGCUCUUCUACAAGGACUGGGUGAUCCCACCGGGGACGCCGAUCGGGAUGACGCUGUACCACAUGCACAUGGACGAGCGGAUUUACCCUGACCCGACGGCGUUUCGGCCGGAGCGCUGGCUCAAGGCGGCGGAGACGGGGCAGGAUCUGGACAAGUACUUUGCCCCGUUUUCCAAGGGGACGAGGGGGUGUCUGGGAGUCAAUCUGGCAAACGCCCAAAUGUACCUGGGGAUGGGCGUGAUUCUGCGGCGGUUCAACUUUGAAUUGUUCGAUGUGGUUGAGGAGCGCGAUGUACGUACGGUGAGAGACUGUUUUGUUGGGCUCGAGAGCCCUCAAUCCAAGGGGAUCAGAUUCAAGGUUGUGGGCAAGCGAGAGUAGAGUUUGUAGUGAGACAAUAACAGCUCAAGUCUAGAUG